This is a messenger RNA of Vitrella brassicaformis, 1521 nucleotides long. The record is from the annotation of a GenBank genome assembly. Lineage: Eukaryota; Vitrellaceae.
CUGAUCUGGCGCGGAUGGCAGAUCAGGUGCCCCUGGAGCUAUGGCGCCAAAGCGUGACUCCCUACCUUCAAAUGGCUGGUCUGGCGGCGCUGCGGACCACUUCCCCUGUCUUCUCUACUUCCGUCAUCACGGCUGAUCUACUGCUGGAACGCAUUGACGCCUCUCUGACCCGCAACUCCCUCCAUGGCCUUAUCGACGUCGACCGCAGCUACGGAGUGGGUGUCCCUGGUGGUUGCGUUCUGGACGACCUUGUCGCCUUUGUCUGCCGACUGGUGAUGCCGUGGGCUCGCGACAGCUCUCCGAGCCGUUUCAGCUAUCUGUUGCGGUUCGCUCUCAUGCUCGAGCAGGGCGGCAGCGGCUGGCGGAACAUCGCCGUGUUCCUCAGACUGGCCGUCAUCUACCAGCUGAUGGCUCCUAAGGCAGUGCCAUUUGUGGUCUCGGCCCGGUGGAUGGCCGCUCAUGUGCGCACGAAGCCGGCCGCCGACGACCUGUAUCUGAUGAGGGUCGUGUACUUCUCUUUGAUCCGACAUCGAAUGAACUCGAGGAGAGAGAUACUGCCGACGGCGAAACGAGAAGGCGUGAGUGGAGGGGAUCGGUUGCAGCAUGCUGAUUAUCGGUUGCAGCGUGAUGAUCCGUAUGCUGUGCGCUACAACCGACACGAUAGUGCUGUCGGCAGCCGCAUCGAUGAUACCCGUUUCUGUAUCUACCCCUCGUUCUCGGCGGCUCUGGUGUCGAGGCUGAUCGGUCGCUGGCUUGUAGACCUAUCCUAUUCUGGGGAACACACGAUGGUGCUCAGCGGAUGUGUCGGUGACAGCGACGAUCGCUACCUCUCGCUGAUGAGUGAUGGGCUCACUGGCCAGGAUGUCUUCGCAGUGGGCUACCGGUUUCACGACAGCGGGUCGGUCACAUAUUGCCGUUUCGUGAUCGUGAGCGGCUUUCGUCCUGACGACACUAUUGUGGCCUACAUAAAGCUGUAUCGUGGAGGCCUGAAGCUCUACACGACUGAGCCAUGUGUUGGUGACGCAUCGUGUCCCUUGGACGAGCGUCUGCCCACAUCGAUGGGGCUCUUCCGUCGUGUGCUGGGGCGGUUCGGGCUGGAGAAGGAGGUCAUCGACGGUGGGAGAGUGACGGUCUAGUGGCGGUGGUGGUGGUGGUAGACAGCUGCUCAUGUUAUGGUGGCUUGGCUUGUGGUGCGGUGCAUUCAUUCGUGUGUGUGUCAUGUCUGUCUGCAAAGACAUCUGUCUGUCUGUGUUGUACGAGUGCGGUUCAACAGCUUUCGGCACCGCACACGACCUUACCUGGUGCGACCGAUUUUUCAGUAGUCGAUUGAGAGAGGCGCGUCCGUGCUUGGCGUGCAUGUCCUGCUUGCUCUGGUGUGUAUGAAUGCGGCGACAGUGCAACAGUGCAUUAGACACUCCGAUGUCAGUGAACGUGGGAUGCGGAUGCAACACCAAAUUGGGUCCAUCGAGUGUGUUACGUUACGUCCACAUGUGUCCAUCCCACUCAAAGACCAACUGUUCG